AUGAAGGUCGCUGAAAUCCUGUCAGAUCUGACAUCUCUGAGGGCUUGCGGCCAUGCCGAAGCACUCGCACUCGUGAAUGUCCACAAGACCAUCGCGAACUCAGAUCCGCAGCAGCAGAACCGGAAGCAGACUGAACAGGUCCUUUCCCCAAAUAUUGGUGAAUCAACCCUAACCACGCAAUCCGAAGAACUGCGCCGCGCAAAAGAUCUCGUUGAGCUUCAUCAUGAUAUCAAGUUAAAGCAGCUGAACAGGCACAAUGGUGGCUUGAAUGAGGAGCUUCAGAAGGCACGACGGGAUGUUGAUCGCGUGUUGCAGGAGUUGGGGUAA
Molecule: messenger RNA, 327 nt
Organism: Histoplasma mississippiense
Lineage: Eukaryota; Fungi; Ascomycota; Eurotiomycetes; Onygenales; Ajellomycetaceae
Exons: 2
Coding region: 1-327 (108 amino acids)
Source: RefSeq, a predicted model, not a curated record